Molecule: messenger RNA, 1979 nt
Organism: Durio zibethinus
Lineage: Eukaryota; Viridiplantae; Streptophyta; Magnoliopsida; Malvales; Malvaceae
Product: WRKY transcription factor 6-like
Biological process (GO): regulation of DNA-templated transcription
Molecular function (GO): sequence-specific DNA binding; DNA-binding transcription factor activity
Source: RefSeq, a predicted model, not a curated record
UCUCUCUCUCUCUCCCAUUGAAAUUUUUGUUAAACACAUUUCAUGCUUUGAGAGAUCACUACUCCUUUCACAUUUGGUCUUAGUCCAAACCCCUUUUUAAAUGCCUAGUCCAUUGCCAAUUGCCACCUGAUCUCUUUUACAAAUAUAAACAUCACAAAACUAUAUCUACUUGUAUUUAUCCCCUUUGCCCCAUUUCUUUCUCUCAAUUUAUGGACAAAGGAGGAGCAAGACUCUCCUUUGAUACUGCUGAUGCAACUGCCACUACUGCUUUCCUCCAUCCCAAGCAAUCUCUUUUCGGGAUCGAUCCUUUUCGAAAAUCUUGUAAACCCUUUGCCUGGAAACAAGUUUUCAUGGAUCCUGUUGAUAACCAGCAUGUUUCUUUGGUUCAAUCAUCAUCAUCAUCAUCAGAUGGGAAACGAGUAGUCAACGAGAUGGACUUUUUCGCCAAUAAUCGAUCUUCUACAACACAAGUCAAGGCUGAUGAUGAUCAUGUGAAGAUGGAAAGUGAACAUCAUGGAUUGGUGCAAGAGAAUAAUGAACCAGAAGCAGAUAUAAAUACUGGUUUAAAUCUCUUGACAACUAAUACUGCAAGUGAGAAAUCAGUUCGUGAUCAUAGGAUAAUUACAUCACAGAAUCAGAAAGAGAAACAAAGAGCAAAUCAGUUAGAAGAUGUUCGAGCUGAACUGGAACGAAUAAACGAAGAAAAUCAACGUCUGAGAGUUACUCUAAAUCAGAUGAAUAGUAACUACUACGCUUUACAGAUGCAUCUUGGUUCAUUGAUGCAACGACAACGAAAUCUAAGAUCAGCUGAAGGUUCAGAAGCGAAUACUGAGAUGAAUAGCGCAAUAGAAGAGAAAAGGCAUGGAGUAGCUAUUGUUGCAAGGCAAUUCAUGGAUCUGGGACAAGCUGCAAAGGCUGAAAAAGAUGAGCUUUCAGAAUCUUCUUCAGAGGGUAGAUUCCAGGAAUUGUCAGGACCGCCUGGGAAUUCCAUUAUUGAGUCUAUGGAAAGAAGACAAAAAAACAGUGGUAAAAAUGAAAUAAUCCCACGCGAUAUUCCAAGCAGGAAAGAUUUAAUGGACCCUGGAAGAAAUCAGAGAGAAGAUACCCCUGAAGGCCGAUCUCAUCAAGGAUGGUUAUCUCACAAAGUUGCCAAGUUCAAUACCUCAAGGGAUGUUGAAAAAGCACAAGAGACCACGGCCAUGAUUAGAAAAGCUCGUGUCUCAGUUCGAGCUCGAUCUGAAGCGUCAAUGAUUUCUGAUGGUUGUCAAUGGAGAAAAUAUGGGCAGAAGAUGGCAAAAGGAAACCCUUGCCCUCGAGCUUACUACCGCUGCACCAUGGCUACUGGUUGUUCGGUUCGCAAACAAGUGCAAAGGUGUGCAGAUGAUCGAACCAUCCUUGUUACAACAUAUGAAGGUAAUCAUAACCAUCCACUCCCUCCCGCUGCCAUGGCAAUGGCAUCAACUACAUCAGCAGCAGCAUCAAUGCUACUUUCCGGAUCAAUGCCUAGUGCAGAUGGGAUAAUGAACUCGAACAUCCUCCCAAAAGGAAUGCUCCCUUGCUCACCAAAUUUGAUCACUCUUUCAGCUUCAGCUCCAUUUCCUUCUGUUACAUUGGACCUUACUUACUCCGGCCCUAAUCAUAGGCCAUUGAACCAAAUUCAUCCCCCUCCUCCAAAUUGGUCUCACAACAUUUCAAGUUUGCCUCACCUGCUUGGCCACCCCAUUUAUAACCAACCAAAAGUUUUGGGUACUCUUUUUACCUCUCAGGGAACUGAACAUCCCCAUUUAGCUCAAAAUCAAAUGCAGCCACAUUCCAUGGCUGAUUCCGCCGCCACAGCUGCCGCCAUCACUGAUCCCAACUUCACUGCAGCUCUAGUAGCAGCCAUUACUUCCAUUAUAGGCAAUUCUCAGAGAGACAUCAGUGGUAAUAAUAACAAUAGCACAAGUUCAAGAAACAACGGAGACAACAACAAUACUUAA